Messenger RNA from Cephus cinctus (wheat stem sawfly), 625 nucleotides. RefSeq names its product putative nuclease HARBI1. The record is from RefSeq and is a predicted model, not a curated record. NCBI's taxonomy places the organism in Eukaryota, Metazoa, Arthropoda, Insecta, Hymenoptera, Cephidae. The transcript has 2 exons. The annotation marks the transcript as partial.
UUAAGGUCACUAACAGCUAAUAGCGCGCUAUUAGCGAAAAAGCCUAUUCAGAACCGCUUUUAAGCCUCUAACAGCGCGCUAUUAGGCGCCAUCUUGUGACUAACAGCGACCUGUUCGUAGAUGUGGGCAGGGGCAUGUUUAAAGUGACAGGUCGCUCAAAUAUGGCGGAACAAAUAGAGGCUAUUGCCGAAGUGGACGAAGUCCGCGAAGUUAAUUAAAUGAGAGUAAGAAAUCCGCAAGUUUUUCGAGAGAGACGUGAUCCGUUUGAAUUGUUUAGUGAUCGUGAAUUUCGAAACAGAUAUCGCUUAUCGAAAGAUAGUUGUACGAUUUGUGAUCAGUCUAGUGGAAGAUAGGUUAGUGUCUCAUGCCGGUCACCACACCGACAUAUCCCCAGCAAUGCAGGUGCUUGUAACCCUGCGGUUCUAUGCUAAGGGAUGCUACCAGACAGAAUUAGGAGAUCUGCAUGGCGUUUCCCAGCCUAGUGUAUCCAGAAUAGUUGCAAAAGUAUCUAAUGCUAUUGCUGCACUGCUUCCACGAUUUGUUGUUUAUCCAGCUAGAAUGGAAGCUCUUAAAACGAAGUUCUACAACAUAGACCACUUUCCUGGGGUUGUGGGCUGUAUUGAUU